Molecule: messenger RNA, 306 nt
Organism: Dentiscutata erythropus
Lineage: Eukaryota; Fungi; Glomeromycota; Glomeromycetes; Diversisporales; Gigasporaceae
Source: the annotation of a GenBank genome assembly
AUGCCUAACUCUACGCCUAAUAUUAUGUCCAACUCUACUAUACCUAAAUCUAUAUCUAACAUGUUUAACAUGUUUAACUCUAUAUCUAAAUCAAUAUUGAAAAGUAAUCGUCAAAAAAAUAAAGAUUCUAAAAGCUCUUCUAAAAGUUCUACCUCUUCCAAAGAUUCUUCUAAAAGUUUUUCAAGAUUAUCUUUCAAAGAUUUUAUCAAGAGAAGAGGUCAUAUGAAUGUUUCUACUAGUAACUUCAGAUAUAUUAGUGAUAAAGACACAGAUUACAAUAAUCAUACUAAGCAAAUAGAAAAUUAA